AUGUCGAAACUCAUUCGGAUGUCACAACGCCUCCUGAGCGUUCCUGGCAGCGGCAUCCGAGAUGUGAUGAGCAAAUCAGCAGCAUUAAAAGCUGCUGGUAAGGAUGUCAUCAAUUGGCACAUUGGUCGUCCUGAUUUUGACACGCCUCAGCACAUCAAGGAGGCGUGUUCCGAAGCGCUCCGCCAGGGUCACGUCCACUACGCGCCCGCGGCAGGGCUUCCGGGCCUGCGCAAAGCCUUGGCCCAGCGAGCUGAGGAGGAGUACAGCGUUUCCGUUGACCCCGAGCGCGUCGUUGUGUGCAAUGGUGGAAUGGAAGCAGUGACAAGUGUGUUGCAUUCUUUGCUAGAGCAAGGUGAUGAGGUCAUAGUGCCCUCACCCAACUGGCCCAAUAUGAAGUGGGCGGUGGUGUUGGCAGGCGGCGUGCCUGUGGAGGUGGCCUUGAGCGACGGAAUCUUGACUCCCGAGGCCAUUUCGUCAGCAGUGACAGAGAAGACCAAGGAUUUAUUGGUCAUCAGCGAUGAGACCUACACAAGGCUGUACUAUGGCGAGGAACCAGUGGCGCCCUCCAUCCUAUCAAUCAAGGGCAUGGAGCAGCGCAGCUUUGCCGUGAACACCUUCUCAAAGACCUAUGCAAUGGAUGGCUGGCGCUUGGGCUGGGCCCUUUGCCCUGACCCAUCCUCAGCUUCAGCCGUGGCAAAGACCAGGUACUAUUUCUCUGCAUGCUCUCCAACGUUCACCCAAUAUGCUGGCAUCGCGGCGCAAACAGCGUCGCAAGAUUGCGUUGCAGAGAUGCGCGCGGAAUAUGAUGCAAGACGCACCAUUUUAGUGGAAGGAUUGAAGAAGAUACCGGGCGUGAAACUGCCUACCCAUCCACAGGGCGCUUACUUUGUGUUUCCAGACCUGUCGGCAUUUGGAGGUUCCGAUGGAUCGCUGGCAAAAUAUUUGUUGGACGAGCACCAUAUUGCGCUGGUGGAUGGAGGUGUCUUCGGCCAGGAAGGUGAAGGGCAUGUGCGGAUUGCCUACUCCUGUUCCACAGAGGAAUGUCGCCGCGGAGUUGAACGCCUGCACAAGGCCCUGGAAGGCUUGCAAGCUGUGAAGGCCAUGUUGCCGGCACCCUUCUUGCUCCAAGAGGGUGGAAGUAGCAGCUCCAGAGGAUUCUUCCGUGGAUCAAAAGCACAAGAAAGGCCAGCUGCAUGUCCCCUGUCUAGCCUCUCUCUUGGGCUGCUGGCCGCUGUGCCUGCAGCAAGAUGUUGCCACAUGACCAUGCGCGCCUGGCGCGACUCCAGCGGCUCUACGACCUCUAGCCGCGGCAACCGGCGACGUGGACGCGGCUUGAUGCGGAGGAGGCCCAGAGAGAUACCCUCGAAACCUCAGGAGCAAGAGCAGCAAAGGGAGUCAGUGGUGAUUCCAGAUGGAUGGGGCUUGCGUGCUGAUGGCUUAAAGGAGCCAUGGAAUGCUCCCUGGUACAAGAAGAAGGUAGCUCGUGGUGAGAUUCCCUUGGCAGGGAUGGAACCCGAGCUCCGAAGUCUGGAUCGAAAACCCAUCAGAGAUUUUGUUGAUGCGUUGGAACAAGGAAAAGUCGAGGUGCUGGAGCAGUCGAAUGCUUCUGCUGCACGCAGUCGAUAUCAAGUGAGUCAUCCCUCAGAGCUGCAGCGGAUGGAGCGCAAACUUUGGAGAACACUGCCACCGGAGGAGCGACCCUCGCUCUUCCCGCACUUCCGAAAGGCCUACGACUGGGAACUUCGUCAGGGAAAGAAGGGAAAGGCCCCGGAGCACUUCUUCUCGCAGAAGUAUUGGGGUCAGAUCGACGGAAUCACACCAGAGACUGCGACGUUGGCAGAGAGUAUGCAGCUUCCCAGGCCCUCCAGAAUCCAGUUCUUGAGUUUUCCAGAGAUUGUCAAAGGUCGCAGCUCUGUGGUUGCGGACCAAUCGGGGUCUGGGAAGACCUUGGCCUACCUGCUGCCCCUGCUUCAGCGCCAUGUCUUGUCUGCAGAUCCGGAGGAUACGACGUUGAAGCUGAUCGUGUUGGCGCCCACCAGCGACCUGGUGCAGCAGAUUGCCGAGGUGGCCCGUGUGGCAGCGUCCAGGAGUCGAAGAGGCUUCCAGGUGACCACUGUGGUGGGUGGAGGAGGAGACAAUGCUCGCCGUCAAAGGAGGCAGCUGCUCAAUGGCACCGAUGUUGUGGUGGCCACCCCUGGGCGUUUGAAGUUCUUCAUGGAGGAGGACUUUGUGAUACCCAAAGAUACCUGGCAAAGCUGCAAGGCAGUGGUGAUUGACGAGGUGGACGCAUUGGUCGGGGAGCAGGGCAAUCUGAACAUCGCGGAGCUGAAGAUUCAGCUGCCGGAACUCCAGUGGGUCUUUGUGACUGCGACGGUGUCGGAGGUGGCCAAAGGCGAAAUCCAAUCCUUAGAGGCUCAGCUCGAGAUCGAAGCUCAAGAUCGUGGCACCAAGAAUGCUUCUGUGGUGUGGACCAAGGGUCCAGGGUUGCACCGUGUACCUCUAAAUUGUGAGCACGUGCUGAUCGAUUGCACCCCUCCCAACCUCUACGCUGUGGAAGCUGAGAAACGUCUGAGCCUGGUGAUGCGCAGCAAGAUCCAAGCAUUGGUGUGGCAUAUGCAGCGAGGGAUCCUGAAGGGAGAGGAGGAUAAUCGAGUGCUUAUCUUCUGCAACACCAUUGAGAACUGCAGUCGGGUGCAUGCGGCGUUGGAGGCGGCGAAUCCCGAUGAUGUGCGCAGCGGUGACAAGCAAUGGAAGUUGUUGGUCUUGCAUGGCUUGCGGGACAAGCAGGAGUACGAGGAGAACAUGGCCUUGUUCAGUUCCGAAAAGGUGCCAGCAGCUGAUUUCUUCAAGCGCCGCAUCCUGAUUUGCACGGACCGUUUGUCGCGUGGAAUGGACUUUGGCAGCCAGCCGGUGAAAUGGGUGAUCCUCAUGGACUGGCCAAGAGAUGCCACGGAGUACAUUCGACGGGUGGGUCGCACUGCCCGUGCUGGUGAGGGAGGCAGCGUCAUGACUCUGUUGUGUGGUACCAAAGAAACCACCAUGGGGAAGCAAAUCACAGCUGCUGCUAUCCGCAGUUUGCGCCUCACCACUGCGGCCGACACAGGGAAGAUGCGUUGCCUGGAACGCUUUGACCCCACCACUCCUGACUGGCGCUCCAAGAAGGCUUCGGCGCCGAAACCGGUUUGGAAGCCUCAGGCAGAUGUGGAGCGUUUGGAGGCUGAGAAGGAUGCAGAGGAUCAUCGAGAGCUCACAGAGAAGGAAUUGCGGGAACUCUUCGAGGAGGCAGAUAUGGGUCCUAUGGACCAAGAUAUUUGGGAUGAUGAGGAGGAAGAGAUGCGUCAAGCUGACGAGGGGUGGUCGCCCUGGAGAUCCGAGGACAUGGCGGAUGAGGAUGACGAGGACCUUUGGGAGGACAACCCCUUCGAUGAAGACAAGCUUGGCAUCAGUCUGCAAGACUGA
Molecule: messenger RNA, 3459 nt
Organism: Cladocopium goreaui
Lineage: Eukaryota; Dinophyceae; Suessiales; Symbiodiniaceae
Source: the annotation of a GenBank genome assembly